AUGGAGACAACUUCCACAGCUCAGAGUACCACUGCAUCUGAAAGCAUAACCUCUCUGACAACCCAGGCUCUGAGCCCUACCCAAGGGACAUCUGUAGCAGCCUCUACUUCCUCAGCGACCAUACCAACAGGUACACAUUCCACUGGCUCCACCUCGACUACCCUCACAGCUCAGAGUACCACUGAAUCUGACAGCACGACAACUCUGAGAACUGAUCCUGUUACUACUUUCCCUGGGACUUUCUCAGCAGGCACACCGUCUCCUGGUUACACUCGGACUAGUCCUAGCUCGCACAGUACCACCAAGUCUGAAAGGCCAAUCACUCUGACUACCCAAGCUCUCACCCCUACCCAAGGAACAUCUGUAGUAGCCUCUACUUCCUCAGGGACGACAGCAACAGCUACACCUUCCCCUGGCUCAACCUCAACUAGCCUCACAGCUCAGGCUGCCACAGAGCCUGAAAGCACAAUAACUGUGAACACCCAGGCUGUCACCCUUCCAGAAAGUACAGCAGCAGCUGCCAAUACUUCCCCAGGGACUUCACAAACGUCCACACCUUCCUCUGGUUACAUGGAGACAACUUCCACAGCUCAGAGUACCACUGAGUCUGACAGCACGCCAACUCUGAGAAUGCAACCUGUUACCCCUACUGCAAGUACAGCAGGAGCUUACCCUACUCCCCCAGAGACUUCACCAACAGCCACACCUUCCUCCGCUUACAAUAGGACAACUUCCACAGCUCAGAGCAUGACCGGGUCUGAAAUGACAACCUCUCUGACAACCCUAGCUCUCACCCCUACCCAAAGCACAUCUGUGGCAGCCACUAUUUCUUCAGGGAUCACAGCAACAGCUACACGUUCCCCGGGCUCCACAUUGACUACCUUCACAGCUCAGAGUAACACAGACUCUGAAAGCACAACUCUGACCACCCAGGCUAUGACCCUUUCCGAAAGCACAACAUCGGCUGCCACUACUUUAACAGGGACUUCAACAACAGACACACCUUCAUCUGCUAACACUGGGACAACUACCACAGCUCAGAGUACCACGGUAUCAAAAAGCAUAACCACUCAGACAACCCAGGCUCUGACCUCUACCCAAAGGACAUCUGUGGGAGCCUCUACUUCCUCAGAGACCACAGCAACAGCUACACCUUCCCCUGGCUCCACCUUGACUACCCUCACAAUUCACAGUACCACACAGUCUGAAAGCACAACAACUGGGACUAUCCAGGGUGUCACCACUACGAAAAGAACAACAGCAACUGCCACGACUUUAUCGGAAACCUCACCAAUGACCUCACCUUCCCCAAGCUUCUCUACAAACAGCCCCACACCUCAGAGUACCACCCACUCUGACAGCAUGACACCUGUAAGCACCCUGCCUGUUACCCCCACUGAAAGUACAACAGCAGCUGCCACUACUUUCCCAGGGACUUCAGCAACACAAACACCUUCCUCUGCUUAUACUGGGACAACUUCCACAACUUCCACAGCUCAGGGUAUGACCGAGUCUAAAAUCACAACCACUCUGACAACGCAGGCUCUUUCCUCUACCCAAGGGACAUCUGUAGCAGCCACUACUUCCUCAGGGACCACAGGAACAGCUACACAUUCACCUAGCUCCACCUCAACAACCCUCACAGCUCAGAGUACCACUGAGUCUGACAGCAUCCCAACUCUGAGAACGCAACCUGUUACCCCUACUGCAAGUACAACAGGAGCUUACACUACUCCCCCAGAGACCACAGCAACAGCUACACCUUCCUCCGCUUACAAUAGGACAACUUCCACAGCUCAGAGCAUGACCGGGUCUGAAAUUACAACCACUCUGACAACCCAGACUCUGAACCCUACCCAAGGAACAUCUGUAGCAGCCACUACUUCCUCAGGGACCACAGCAACAGCUACACCUUCCCCUGGCUCCACCUCGACUACCCUCACAGCUGAGACUACUACUGAGUCUGAAAGCACAGUAACUGUGAACACCCAAGCUGUCACCCUUCCAGAAAGUACAACACCAGCUGCCACUACUGCCCCAGGGCCCUCAACAACGGCCACACCUUCUCAAGACUUCUCCUCAAACAGCCCCACAUCUCAGAGUACCACCGACUCUGACAGCACGACAACUGUGAGAACCCAGGAUGUCACCCUUCCAGAAAGUACAACAGCAGCUGCCAAUACUUCCCCAGGAAUUUCACCAACAACCACACCUUCCUCUGGUUACAUGGAGACAGCUUCCACAGCUCAGAGUACCACUGAGUCUGACAGCACGCCAACUCUGAGAACGCAACCUGUUACCCCUACUGCAAGUACAGCAGGAGCUUACCCUACUCCCCCAGAGAAUUCACCAACAGCCACACCUUCCUCCGCUUACAAUAGGACAACUUCCACAGCUCAGAGCAUGACCGGGUCUGAAAUGACAACCUCUCUGACAACCCUAGCUCUCACCCCUACCCAAAGCAUAUCUGUGGGAGCCACUACUUCCUCAGGGACCACAGCAACAGCUACACCUUCCCCAGGCUCCAUAUUGACUACCUUCACAGCUCAGAGUAACAAAGAGUCUGAAAGCACACUAACUGUGAACACCCAGGCUGUCACCCUUCCAGAAAGUACAGCAGCAGCUGCCAAUACUUCCCCAGGGACUUCACAAACGUCCACACCUUCCUCUGGUUACAUGGAGACAACUUCCACAGCUCAGAGUACCACUGAGUCUGACAGCAUCCCAACUCUGAGAACGCAACCUGUUACCCCUACUGCAAGUACAGCAGGAGCUUACCCUACUCCCCCAGAGACUUCACCAACAGCCACACCUUCCUUCUCUUACAAUAGGACAACUUCCACAGCUCAGAGCAUGACCGGGUCUAAAAUCACAACCUCUCUGACAACCCAGGCUCUCACCCCUACCCAAGGAACAUCUGUGGGAGCCACUACUUCCUCAGGGACCACAGCAACAGCUACACGUUCCCCGGGCUCCAUAUUGACUACCUUCACAGCUCAGAGUAACACAGAGUCUGAAAGCACAACUCUGACCACCCAGGCUAUGACCCUUCCCGAAAGCACUACAUCAGCUGCCACUACUUUAACAGGGACUUCAACAACAGCCACACCUUCAUCUGCUAACACUGGGACAACUUCCACAGCUCAGAGUACCACGGUAUCAGAAAGCAUAACCACUCAGACAACCCAGGCUCUGACCUCUACCCAAGGGACAUCUGUGGGAGCAACUACUUCCUCAGAGACCACAGCAACAGCUACACCUUCCCCUGGCUCCACCUCGACUACCCUCACAGUUCACAGUACCACACAGUCUGAAAGCACAACAACUGGGACCACCCAGGGUGUCACCACUACGAAAAGAACAACAGCAACUGCCACGACUUUAUCGGGAACCUCACCAAUGACCUCACCUUCCCCAAGCUUCUCUACAAACAGCCCCACAACCCAGAGUACCACCCACUCUGACAGCAUGACACCUGUAGGCACUCUGCCUGUUACCCCCACUGAAAGUACAACAGCAGCUGCCACUACUUUCCCAGGGACUUCAGCAACACAAACACCUUCCUCUGCUUACACUGGGAUAACUUCCACAGCUCAGAGCAUGACCGGGUCUGAAAUCACAACCUCUCUGACAACCCAGGCUCUGAGUCCUACCCAAGGGACAUCUGUAGCAGCCACUUCUUCCUCAGGGACCACAGGAACAGCUACACAUUCACCUAGCUCCACCUCAACAACCCUCACAGCUCAGAGUACCACUGAGUCUGACAGCAUCCCAACUCUGAGAACGCAACCUGUUACCCCUACUGCAAGUACAACAGGAGCUUACACUACUCCCCCAGAGACUUCACCAACAGCCACACCUUCCUCCGCUUACAAUAGGACAACUUCCACAGCUCAGAGCAUGACCGGCACUGAAAUUACAACCACUCUGACAACCCAGACUCUGAACCCUACCCAAGGAACAUCUGUAGCAGCCACUACUUCCUCAGGGACCACAGCAACAGCUACACCUUCCCCUGGCUCCACCUCGACUAGCCUCACAGCUGAGACUACUACUGAGUCUGAAAGCACAGUAACUGUGAACACCCAAGCUGUCACCCUUCCAGAAAGUACAACACCAGCUGCCACUACUGCCCCAGGGCCCUCAACAACGGCCACACCUUCUCAAGACUUCUCCUCAAACAGCCCCACAUCUCAGAGUACCACCGACUCUGACAGCACGACAACUGUGAGAACCCAGGAUGUCACCCUUCCAGAAAGUACAACAGCAGCUGCCAAUACUUCCCCAGGAAUUUCACCAACAACCACACCUUCCUCUGGUUACAUGGAGACAACUUCCACAGCUCAGAGUACCACUGCAUCUGAAAGCAUAACCUCUCUGACAACCCAGGCUCUGAGCCCUACCCAAGGGACAUCUGUAGCAGCCUCUACUUCCUCAGCGACCAUACCAACAGGUACACAUUCCACUGGCUCCACCUCGACUACCCUCACAGCUCAGAGUACCACUGAAUCUGACAGCACGACAACUCUGAGAACUGAUCCUGUUACUACUUUCCCUGGGACUUUCUCAGCAGGCACACCGUCUCCUGGUUACACUGGGACUAGUCCUAGCUCGCACAGUACCACCAAGUCUGAAAGGCCAAUCACUCUGACUACCCAAGCUCUCACCCCUACCCAAGGAACAUCUGUAGUAGCCUCUACUUCCUCAGGGACGACAGCAACAUCUACACCUUCCCCUGGCUCAACCUCAACUAGCCUCACAGCUCAGGCUGCCACAGAGCCUGAAAGCACAAUAACUGUGAACACCCAGGCUGUCACCCAUCCAGAAAGUACAGCAGCAGCUGCCAAUACUUCCCCAGGGACUUCACAAACGUCCACACCUUCCUCUGGUUACAUGGAGACAACUUCCACAGCUCAGAGUACCACUGAGUCUGACAGCACGCCAACUCUGAGAACGCAACCUGUUACCCCUACUGCAAGUACAGCAGGAGCUUACCCUACUCCCCCAGAGACUUCACCAACAGCCACACCUUCCUCCUCUUACAAUAGGACAACUUCCACAGCUCAGAGCAUGACCGGGUCUAAAAUCACAACCUCUCUGACAACCCAGGCUCUCACCCCUACCCAAGGAACAUCUGUGGGAGCCACUACUUCCUCAGGGACCACAGCAACAGCUACACGUUCCCCGGGCUCCAUAUUGACUACCUUCACAGCUCAGAGUAACACAGAGUCUGAAAGCACAACUCUGACCACCCAGGCUAUGACCCUUUCCGAAAGAACAACAUCAGCUGCCACUACUUUAACAGGGACUUCAACAACAGCCACACCUUCAUCUGCUAACACUGGGUCAACUUCCACAGCUCAGAGUACCACGGUAUCAGAAAGCAUAACCACUCAGACAACCCAGGCUCUGACCUCUACCCAAGGGACAUCUGUGGGAGCAACUACUUCCUCAGAGACCACAGCAACAGCUACACCUUCCCCUGGCUCCACCUCGACUACCCUCACAGUUCACAGUACCACACAGUCUGAAAGCACAACAACUGGGACCACCCAGGGUGUCACCACUAUGAAAAGAACAACAGCAACUGCCACGACUUUAUCGGGAACCUCACCAAUGACCUCACCUUCCCCAAGCUUCUCUACAAACAGCCCCACAACCCAGAGUACCACCCACUCUGACAGCAUGACACCUGUAGGCACUCUGCCUGUUACCCCCACUGAAAGUACAACAGCAGCUGCCACUACUUUCCCAGGGACUUCAGCAACACAAACACCUUCCUCUGCUUACACUGGGAUAACUUCCACAGCUCAGAGCAUGACCGGGUCUGAAAUCACAACCUCUCUGACAACCCAGGCUCUGAGUCCUACCCAAGGGACAUCUGUAGCAGCCACUUCUUCCUCAGGGACCACAGGAACAGCUACACAUUCACCUAGCUCCACCUCAACAACCCUCACAGCUCAGAGUACCACUGAGUCUGACAGCAUCCCAACUCUGAGAACGCAACCUGUUACCCCUACUGCAAGUACAACAGGAGCUUACACUACUCCCCCAGAGACUUCACCAACAGCCACACCUUCCUCUGCUUACAAUAGGAAAACUUCCACAGCUCAGAGCAUGACCGGGUCUGAAAUCACAACCUCUCUGACAACCCAGGCUCUCACCCCUACCCAAGGAACAUCUGUGGGAGCCACUACUUCCUCAGGGACCACAGCAACAGCUACACGUUCCCCGGGCUCCAUAUUGACUACCUUCACAGCUCAGAGUAACACAGAGUCUGAAAGCACAACUCUGACCACCCAGGCUAUGACCCUUUCCGAAAGCACAACAUCAGCUGCCACUACUUUAACAGGGACUUCAACAACAGCCACACCUUCAUCUGCUAACACUGGGACAACUUCCACAGCUCAGAGUACCACGGUAUCAGAAAGCAUAACCACUCAGACAACCCAGGCUCUGACCUCUACCCAAGGGACAUCUGUGGGAGCAACUACUUCCUCAGAGACCACAGCAACAGCUACACCUUCCCCUGGCUCCACCUCGACUACCCUCACAAUUCACAGUACCACACAGUCUGAAAGCACAACAACUGGGACCACCCAGGGUGUCACCACUACGAAAAGAACAACAGCAACUGCCACGACUUUAUCGGGAACCUCACCAAUGACCUCACCUUCCCCAAGCUUCUCUACAAACAGCCCCACAACCCAGAGUACCACCCACUCUGACAGCAUGACACCUGUAGGCACUCUGCCUGUUACCCCCACUGAAAGUACAACAGCAGCUGCCACUACUUUCCCAGGGACUUCAGCAACACAAACACCUUCCUCUGCUUACACUGGGACAACUUCCACAGCUCAGAGCAUGACCGGGUCUGAAAUCACAACCUCUCUGACAACCCAGGCUCUGAGUCCUACCCAAGGGACAUCUGUAGCAGCCACUUCUUCCUCAGGGACCACAGGAACAGCUACACAUUCACCUAGCUCCACCUCAACAACCCUCACAGCUCAGAGUACCACUGAGUCUGACAGCAUCCCAACUCUGAGAACGCAACCUGUUACCCCUACUGCAAGUACAACAGGAGCUUACACUACUCCCCCAGAGACUUCACCAACAGCCACACCUUCCUCCGCUUACAAUACGACAACUUCCACAGCUCAGAGCAUGACCGGCACUGAAAUUACAACCACUCUGACAGCCCAGGAUCUGACCCCUACCCAAGGGACAUCUGUAGCAGCCACUACUUCCUCAGUUAGCACAGCAACAGCUAUACCGUCCCCUGGCUCCACCUCGACUAGCCUCACCGCUGAGACUACUACUGAGUCUGAAAGCACAGUAACUGUGAACACCCAAGCUGUCACCCUUCCAGAAAGUACAACACCAGCUGCCACUACUGCCCCAGGGCCCUCAACAACGGCCACACCUUCUCAAGACUUCUCCUCAAACAGCCCCACAUCUCAGAGUACCACCCACUCUGACAGCACGACAACUGUGAGAACCCAGGCUGUCACCCUUCCAGAAAGUACAACAGCAGCUGCCAAUACUUCCCCAGGGAUUUCACCAACAACCACACCUUCCUCUGGUUACAUGGAGACAACUUCCACAGCUCAGAGUACCACUGCAUCUGAAAGCAUAACCUCUCUGACAACCCAGGCUCUGAGCCCUACCCAAGGGACAUCUGUAGCAGCCUCUACUUCCUCAGCGACCAUACCAACAGGUACACAUUCCACUGGCUCCACCUCGACUACCCUCACAGCUCAGAGUACCACUGAAUCUGACAGCACGACAACUCUGAGAACUGAUCCUGUUACUACUUUCCCUGGGACUUUCUCAGCAGGCACACCGUCUCCUGGUUACACUCGGACUAGUCCUAGCUCGCACAGUACCACCAAGUCUGAAAGGCCAAUCACUCUGACUACCCAAGCUCUCACCCCUACCCAAGGAACAUCUGUAGUAGCCUCUACUUCCUCAGGGACGACAGCAACAGCUACACCUUCCCCUGGCUCAACCUCAACUAGCCUCACAGCUCAGGCUGCCACAGAGCCUGAAAGCACAAUAACUGUGAACACCCAGGCUGUCACCCUUCCAGAAAGUACAGCAGCAGCUGCCAAUACUUCCCCAGGGACUUCACAAACGUCCACACCUUCCUCUGGUUACAUGGAGACAACUUCCACAGCUCAGAGUACCACUGAGUCUGACAGCACGCCAACUCUGAGAACGCAACCUGUUACCCCUACUGCAAGUACAGCAGGAGCUUACCCUACUCCCCCAGAGACUUCACCAACAGCCACACCUUCCUCCUCUUACAAUAGGACAACUUCCACAGCUCAGAGCAUGACCGGGUCUAAAAUCACAACCUCUCUGACAACCCAGGCUCUCACCCCUACCCAAGGAACAUCUGUGGGAGCCACUACUUCCUCAGGGACCACAGCAACAGCUACACGUUCCCCGGGCUCCAUAUUGACUACCUUCACAGCUCAGAGUAACACAGAGUCUGAAAGCACAACUCUGACCACCCAGGCUAUGACCCUUUCCGAAAGCACAACAUCAGCUGCCACUACUUUAACAGGGACUUCAACAACAGCCACACCUUCAUCUGCUAACACUGGGUCAACUUCCACAGCUCAGAGUACCACGGUAUCAGAAAGCAUAACCACUCAGACAACCCAGGCUCUGACCUCUACCCAAGGGACAUCUGUGGGAGCAACUACUUCCUCAGAGACCACAGCAACAGCUACACCUUCCCCUGGCUCCACCUCGACUACCCUCACAGUUCACAGUACCACACAGUCUGAAAGCACAACAACUGGGACCACCCAGGGUGUCACCACUACGAAAAGAACAACAGCAACUGCCACGACUUUAUCGGGAACCUCACCAAUGACCUCACCUUCCCCAAGCUUCUCUACAAACAGCCCCACAACCCAGAGUACCACCCACUCUGACAGCAUGACACCUGUAGGCACUCUGCCUGUUACCCCCACUGAAAGUACAACAGCAGCUGCCACUACUUUCCCAGGGACUUCAGCAACACAAACACCUUCCUCUGCUUACACUGGGAUAACUUCCACAGCUCAGAGCAUGACCGGGUCUGAAAUCACAACCUCUCUGACAACCCAGGCUCUGAGUCCUACCCAAGGGACAUCUGUAGCAGCCACUUCUUCCUCAGGGACCACAGGAACAGCUACACAUUCACCUAGCUCCACCUCAACAACCCUCACAGCUCAGAGUACCACUGAGUCUGACAGCAUCCCAACUCUGAGAACGCAACCUGUUACCCCUACUGCAAGUACAACAGGAGCUUACACUACUCCCCCAGAGACUUCACCAACAGCCACACCUUCCUCUGCUUACAAUAGGAAAACUUCCACAGCUCAGAGCAUGACCGGGUCUGAAAUCACAACCUCUCUGACAACCCAGGCUCUCACCCCUACCCAAGGAACAUCUGUGGGAGCCACUACUUCCUCAGGGACCACAGCAACAGCUACACGUUCCCCGGGCUCCAUAUUGACUACCUUCACAGCUCAGAGUAACACAGAGUCUGAAAGCACAACUCUGACCACCCAGGCUAUGACCCUUUCCGAAAGCACAACAUCAGCUGCCACUACUUUAACAGGGACUUCAACAACAGCCGCACCUUCAUCUGCUAACACUGGGACAACUUCCACAGCUCAGAGUACCACGGUAUCAGAAAGCAUAACCACUCAGACAACCCAGGCUCUGACCUCUACCCAAGGGACAUCUGUGGGAGCAACUACUUCCUCAGAGACCACAGCAACAGCUACACCUUCCCCUGGCUCCACCUCUACUGCCUUUACAACUCAGAGUACCACAGACUCUGAAAGCACAACAAGUGUGAGCACCCAGGGUGUCACCACUACGAAAAGAACAACAGCAACUGCCACGACUUUAUCGGGAACCUCACCAAUGACCUCACCUUCCCCAAGCUUCUCUACAAACAGCCCCACAACCCAGAGUACCACCCACUCUGACAGCAUGACACCUGUAGGCACUCUGCCUGUUACCCCCACUGAAAGUACAACAGCAGCUGCCACUACUUUCCCAGGGACUUCAGCAACACAAACACCUUCCUCUGCUUACACUGGUACAACUCCAACAGCUCAGAGCAUGACCGGGUCUGAAAUCACAACCUCUCUGACAACCCAGGCUCUGAGUCCUACCCAAGGGACAUCUGUAGCAGCCACUUCUUCCUCAGGGACCACAGGAACAGCUACACAUUCACCUAGCUCCACCUCAACAACCCUCACAGCUCAGAGUACCACUGAGUCUGACAGCAUCCCAACUCUGAGAACGCAACCUGUUACCCCUACUGCAAGUACAACAGGAGCUUACACUACUCCCCCAGAGACUUCACCAACAGCCACACCUUCCUCCGCUUACAAUACGACAACUUCCACAGCUCAGAGCAUGACCGGCACUGAAAUUACAACCACUCUGACAACCCAGACUCUGACCCCUACCCAAGGGACAUCUGUAGCAGCCACUACUUCCUCAGUUACCACAGCAACAGCUAUACCGUCCCCUGGCUCCACCUCGACUAGCCUCACCCCUCAGAGUACCACAGACUCUGAAAGCACAGUAACUGUGAACACCCAAGCUGUCACCCUUCCAGAAAGUACAACACCAGCUGCCACUACUGCCCCAGGGCCCUCAACAACGGCCACACCUUCUCAAGACUUCUCCUCAAACAGCCCCACAUCUCAGAGUACCACCCACUCUGACAGCACGACAACUGUGAGAACCCAGGCUGUCACCCUUCCAGAAAGUACAACAGCAGCUGCCAAUACUUCCCCAGGAAUUUCACCAACAACCACACCUUCCUCUGGUUACAUGGAGACAACUUCCACAGCUCAGAGUACCACUGCAUCUGAAAGCAUAACCUCUCUGACAACCCAGGCUCUGAGCCCUACCCAAGGGACAUCUGUAGCAGCCUCUACUUCCUCAGCGACCAUACCAACAGGUACACAUUCCACUGGCUCCACCUCGACUACCCUCACAGCUCAGAGUACCACUGAAUCUGACAGCACGACAACUCUGAGAACUGAUCCUGUUACUACUUUCCCUGGGACUUUCUCAGCAGGCACACCGUCUCCUGGUUACACUCGGACUAGUCCUAGCUCGCACAGUACCACCAAGUCUGAAAGGCCAAUCACUCUGACUACCCAAGCUCUCACCCCUACCCAAGGAACAUCUGUAGUAGCCUCUACUUCCUCAGGGACGACAGCAACAGCUACACCUUCCCCUGGCUCAACCUCAACUAGCCUCACAGCUCAGGCUGCCACAGAGCCUGAAAGCACAAUAACUGUGAACACCCAGGCUGUCACCCUUCCAGAAAGUACAGCAGCAGCUGCCAAUACUUCCCCAGGGACUUCACAAACGUCCACACCUUCCUCUGGUUACAUGGAGACAACUUCCACAGCUCAGAGUACCACUGAGUCUGACAGCACGCCAACUCUGAGAACGCAACCUGUUACCCCUACUGCAAGUACAGCAGGAGCUUACCCUACUCCCCCAGAGACUUCACCAACAGCCACACCUUCCUCCUCUUACAAUAGGACAACUUCCACAGCUCAGAGCAUGACCGGGUCUGAAAUCACAACCUCUCUGACAACCCAGGCUCUCACCCCUACCCAAGGAACAUCUGUGGGAGCCACUACUUCCUCAGGGACCACAGCAACAGCUACACGUUCCCCGGGCUCCAUAUUGACUACCUUCACAGCUCAGAGUAACACAGAGUCUGAAAGCACAACUCUGACCACCCAGGCUAUGACCCUUUCCCGAAAGCACAACAUCAGCUGCCACUACUUUAACAGGGACUUCAACAACAGCCACACCUUCAUCUGCUAA
Molecule: messenger RNA, 11868 nt
Organism: Trichosurus vulpecula (common brushtail)
Lineage: Eukaryota; Metazoa; Chordata; Mammalia; Diprotodontia; Phalangeridae
Product: serine-rich adhesin for platelets-like
Exons: 1
Coding region: 1-11868 (3955 amino acids)
Source: RefSeq, a predicted model, not a curated record